Messenger RNA from Coccomyxa subellipsoidea C-169, 372 nucleotides. RefSeq lists its product as hypothetical. The transcript is spliced from 4 exons. Bases 1 to 372 code for a protein of 123 amino acids. Lineage: Eukaryota; Viridiplantae; Chlorophyta; Trebouxiophyceae; Coccomyxaceae. The record is from RefSeq and is a predicted model, not a curated record.
AUGCAGGAUCUAGACCUCGAGCAGGUCAGCAACAUCGUGUACAUGCACGCAUGCUUGCGGCAGCUGACGCCUGACAGGGCUGCAGUGCUCAUCACUGAGAUCCAACGGCUGCUGGCUACAAACCUGUACAGCCGGCAGGGGCUGUGCAGGACUGCCUGGGCGCUGACCGUGGGCGAGGCCUACUCUCCCGAGAUGUGGAGCCAGCUCAUGAGCAAGCUGUCCUCCCUGGGCAACACUGCUGCAGGACAGAGACUGAGUCCUACAUCUGGCUUGUCCAGCGGGGCGCAGGCAUUGGCAUACGCGCCCACCUUCCUAGGCCAGCCGGUGUCAGAAGUUCUGCUUGCAAAGGCCGGCAGCAGCAGUGCCAGCUAG